CCAGAGCAGAGUCUGAACAGCUGGCGCGCGCUCCGUUCGUUUUUCCUUUUUAACCUUUUUUCAGUUAUCUGUUUUACUUUUGUAUGAUGCGCAGCUUCCAUGUUGUGUUUCGUCCUAGUAAUGGGGAUGAACAGACUGCUGGGUUGUUUUUGAGUCUCUCUGUUGCCACAGUAUGCUUUUGAGUUGCCCCCCGCGUGUUGUGUGACCACAGCUGGAGCACGAGCGCUGUUCGCGGUGCUGAAAGCGCUAAGAGCCGCGAGGAGAGCAGCCUCUGGAGAGAGAUGAGGAGGAAGAAGCACUCUGUGGCGGGCUUUUUACUCGCCUGGAGACUAGCACUGUUACUGAGUGUGGGUCAAAGUAAGGAGGUGGACAAUGCUGCAAGGACACGGCAGGCCCCAAUGUCUCCUUCUGAUUUUCUGGACAAACUGAUGGGGAGGACAUCUGGAUAUGAUGCCAGGAUAAGACCGAACUUUAAAGGUCCUGCAGUCAAUGUUUCCUGUAACAUUUUCAUCAACAGCUUUGGCUCCAUUGCUGAAACCACCAUGGACUACCGGGUGAACAUCUUCCUCCGUCAGCAGUGGAAUGAUCCCAGACUCGCCUAUGCUGAAUACCCAGAUGACUCUUUGGAUUUGGACCCCUCUAUGUUAGACUCUAUAUGGAAACCAGAUCUGUUCUUUGCCAAUGAGAAGGGAGCCCACUUUCAUGAGGUCACAACAGACAACAAACUGCUGAGGAUAUUUAAGAAUGGGAAUGUUUUGUACUCUAUAAGACUAACAUUAACUCUGUCAUGUCCCAUGGAUCUAAAAAACUUCCCUAUGGAUGUUCAGACAUGUAUCAUGCAGCUGGAGAGCUUUGGCUACACCAUGAACGAUCUGAUCUUUGAGUGGCAGGAGAAUGGACCGGUCCAAGUUGCCGAAGGGCUGACACUCCCACAAUUCAUCCUCAAAGAUGAAUCAGACCUUAGAUACUGCACAAAGCACUACAACACAGGUAAAUUUACUUGCAUUGAGGUGCGGUUCCACUUGGAGCGUCAGAUGGGCUACUACCUGAUUCAGAUGUACAUCCCCUCUCUGCUCAUUGUCAUUCUGUCCUGGGUCUCCUUCUGGAUCAACAUGGACGCUGCCCCAGCCAGAGUGGCACUGGGCAUCACUACUGUCCUCACAAUGACAACACAGAGCUCAGGCUCCAGGACUUCACUGCCUAAGGUCUCUUAUGUCAAGGCCAUAGAUAUCUGGAUGGCAGUGUGUCUGCUCUUCGUCUUCUCUGCACUGUUGGAGUACGCUGCAGUUAACUUUGUGUCGAGGCAACAUAAAGAGCUGCUGCGAUUCAGACGGCAUCACAAGAGCAAGAGCAAGAACAGUGGAGGUGCAGUUGAUCCAGAGGAGCUAGCUGAUUCCCUCCAUCGUGUUAACAUUGACAACGGCCUCAAACCGUCAGACCCUCUCUAUGGAUCUAUGACCAACUUCUACACCAGCAACCACAGGGAAGGGGAAGUGCAUGAGAGCAGGCUGACCUCCGCAGCUGCUGUGACCUCCACUCCCAGCAACAGCAAGGACUCAAAGGCCAGCACCAACAAUACUGUUACUUUAAUGAACACCCCAGGAGGCACAGCAAACACUACCCAGAACCCCCCUGGAGCAGCAACAAGUGGAGGGGGUAAAAGCACUGAAGAGAUGAGGAAGUUAUUUAUUGACAGAGCCAAAAAGAUUGACACUGUGUCAAGGGCCGGCUUCCCCCUGGCCUUUCUCUUCUUCAACAUAUUCUACUGGGUUCUUUAUAAGAUACUUCGACAUGAAGAUGUACAUAAGCAAUAGAAAAAGAAAGAGCAUAGAUUAUUCAUAUACAGUAUGGGCGCACACACACAUCCUUGUACUGCUGUUCAUAUGAGGACACUUCAUUGACUGUCUUUAUUUCCCGGUCCCCUAACCCUGACCCUGAGUACCAUUCAGGAUGACCUCACUUUGCAAAAAUGUCUUGAUUCUGAAGACGGAAAGCUUACUCACCAAAACACAUGUACAGAAAAACACAGGCACACACAUGUAUACAAAAGAAUCAAGAGUUUGCAAAUCAAGCUGUAUUAACUCUGCACUGGCAGAAUAAUGAGAUGACUUUUCCUUCCUUUAAGUAUACAGCAGGGUGCUUCAGAGAUUAACUGAAAUUUACAAAGUCUGAAAAACUGAGGUUAUUAUUUACACUUAAGGACAUUGCCAUCUGAAUUUUAAAAAAGCCCAGAGUAGUAUACAUAAUCAUAUCCAGCAUAUGGAUAUGUAUAAUGCCUCGAGUUAAAAAUAAUCUUCCUCUAAUGAACAAGCUCCAACUGACUCAAACUCCAUUAAUUGAAUCCAUUAUUUCCACUAGAAGGUGUAAAAGCAAAAAAAAAUAACCCUCAGUAACAAUCUGUGACCCAAACCAGUGUUUCCCCUGUGUUGCUUUCUCAAAAAACUGCAUUUUGUUUGAAUAAUCACUGCAGCAGGGGUAAUCUCCACCAGUCACAAGUGACCCUAUCAGCCAAUGUGAGUUUGUGUUUCAUUGAGUGGACUGAGCAAAUCAUAUAUUAACUACAUGAUUAUUGCUCAGGAUUAAAGGACCACAUGUGCUGUAUAAAAUCACCAUGAAGUCUCAGACGUUAGCUCAGUUUGAUUAUAUUGGUGUCUGUUUACUGACAUGCACACUGUUCUUAAUUUAAGUCACUUAAACAAGCAAAUUAUACAAAUGCAAAGUCUUCACAGUAAGUGGUCACACAAACUAGAAUUUUCCUGCUAUCAUACUAAAACUGACGUACAUUUAGGUCACCCAACGUGAAUAAAUAUGCAUUUUUAUACCAGAUGUAAAUACUACAGACAGUACAAACAUGAGAGCAGUUUGAUCCUUUAGAAUUCCUGCUAUGUGACAUUCAGUGACUCAUAGAUAGUUUCCUCUUGCACAGUUGGCUCUGACCCAGUCAGAUACAGUGUAUUAGUCAACUUGGAGUGACUGUUUUAUGGGUAAGAUGAUGCCUACAAUAGACAGACAGACGAGACUUAACUAAUAAGCCAAGUUCUGUAGAUGUCCAGUAGCAGCUCAGUGGAGGCAUAUCAUCAGUAUAUUAAUGUACAAGUCUGUACAAACUAGAUUCACAAUUUGAAAUGUAACAGGCAGGUUGCAGCUAAGCUCUUGGUCCUGGUAGAGAUGUGGCUACCUUCGGUGUUCAUUAUGUGUAACUCAGCAAAAGAAUUCUAUAGGUGGCUCUUUUUGAGUUGAGUGAGUUGAUACUGUGUGUACAUGUCAUAAACAACAAGCAGCCUCCUUAUCACUUUCAGUCCAUGUUGAUGGGGUUGUACCUGUCUGAACACUAUAAUAAGAUGUAAUAGCCAAACAAAAACCUGUGCUGAACAUAUGAAUGGAACAAUGUGAAUGGUUAAGAUGAUCAUUACCUAAAUAUUUAUAUAUAAUUGACCUUCCUGAGACAAUAAGGGCAGAUAUUUAUUCAUCUUUUCAGUGUACCGAAAGUCAUGUGUUUGUUAUUGUUGGCUCACAGUGGCUUUCUCCACCCUUUCCACUACCUACGCAGUGAUGUAUCAGCACCGAAGUGUGAAGCGUAAUCAAGUCACAGUUGUUACACAACCCACACAUUAAAAGAAACACCCAUGCAGGGUGGUACUGUUCUUUGUAAUUGGUGGAGAUUACCAUUAUAAUCAUGAGUCUAUGACGAAGGAGACUUGCAGUUUUAGAGAAGCAUGUGACAUAUGAGCACAUGGUUAGUCACGUGAAAUAGUUCCAUAAAUAAACCUGGUGUCAGUGGUAGACAGAAAGUCAUGAUGUAAUUCAAAUGGAAUAUGGCAUAUUUCAUAGAUCUUUAGGGAUAAUAUAUUAUAAAAUAAUUCCAAGUCAGACUCGUCCAAGAUGGAAAGGGUUCAAUCCCUUGAGGGCAUGAACUUCUUCUGUAAAUUUAUCAUUAUAUACAGUCAGGGGUUGUUACAAUAUGUUGCUCUGGACUAAAUUGAUGGAUGGAGGAUCAAAUGGACCAAGUGAUUGAUCAGUCAGUCAACAUCAUCAUCCUUUGUUCUCUGAUGCUAGUGAGGCAAAAAAACAAGACUAGGUCAAAACCUAGUAUAUGUUUGGACCAUGUAUGAAACACUAGAGGGUUUUUAAUUUGAAACAAUCACCUCACCUCAGUGACACUCGGCCGAGGUGAGUAAUGAAGCUACAUUAUUGGUCGGCCGAAGUCUGUCAGUCAGUCCCAGACUUUCACGUUUAUAGGUCUGGCCCCUGCAGGCCAGCCAAAAUCUAUUACAAUCAUAAUAAAGUCUUUGUACUUAAAACUGUUGUUGACCUGCUGUGGUGCUCAGUCUGACCCACAGAGUAAUCUGCCAAAACUCACAGUAUCCCAGAAAGUGAUGUACUGGAGACAACUCCUAAAUCCAUGAUAUUGUGUGUAUAUAUUUUAACAAAUAUUUACAAGAUGAAAUUCAGUCCUCAUACUGUGUUAUCUCUACUGUUGUCUUGCUACUGUGAGACAUCUGCGCUAACCUGCAACUUUUCAGUCCAUUCAAGACUUCCAACACUGUGACAGAGACCAAGAGGAGAUGGGAUUAACACUCACCUCCAUUUACAUACAAUCUCUAAAAAGCUCCAGAUAUGGAAAAACAACAAUCAUGAAGGAUUAUCAUUACAAAAAUCACCCAUGAUUAAAGACUACAAUCAUGGGUAAAUACUGCAGUCAGUGGGAACUGUUGUGGAAGGCAGCAGACAUUUUCCUGUAACAGACUGUAGACAAAAAGAGACUCCUCAAAAGAGACUCACACACAUGAAUAACACACUGUUUCGCCUACUUGUGUCUUACAGCUCAGCUGCCAAUGUGUUUUUGUCCCCUACGCUUUCAGCCCCACCUCGAACUUCUCAUUAAACCCACACACACGCACACAGCUGUUACCACACACUGUACAUGGCUGUUUUUAUUAUGUUAUCAGAGCCUACUGUAAAAUCACCACUGAUAUCCUGUUCUAACUUGUUUACACUCUGAGUAAUGCUACAGCUUCUAUCGUACUUUUCACUUCACCCUUUUAUCUAUUCAUCUUAUGGUGAAAUAUCAAACACAUUUUUUUUCUGACUUAGGAAUUUGGGCUGAAAAAGAGAUUUAAAAAAUAUUGAAAAGUAAGUGAGAGGAGGACAGGUGGUGUGUGAUAAACGGUAAAUGGACUGCAUCCAUAUAGCGCCUUUCUAGUCUUCCAACCACUCAAAGAGCUUUACACUACAUGCCAACAUUCACCCAUUCACUGAUGGCGCAGCCUUCGGUAGCAAUUUGGGGCUCUUGCCCAAGGACACUUCGACAUGCGGACUGGAGGAGCCGGGUAUCAAACCACCAAUCUUCUGAUUAGUGGACAACCUGCUCUACCUCCUAAGCCACAGCCGUGACGGAUGUAAAGUUAUUCCCUCCAGCAGGUCGAUAUCCUGUUUUCAUGCAAAGUCAUAAAUAUUUGUAUUACUAAACCACAGCUACGAUGUUGGCCACAAGGUUUUACAGAUAUAGUCUCAGAUAAAGUAAUGUUGACAGAUGUGUAGGCUGCUAUGCCUAGACAAGUCUGUACUUAAAAAGUAUUUUGUCACUAUACAAUUAGCUCAGAUCUCUUGCCAAAUUAAUGCUUUUUAUGAAAUUUUGACCCUUGAAUCUUCACCAUUUCAUUGGAAUUUCAUUGGGUUUUCUAGGAAACAGUUUGGCUCCCACUUUAAUUACUAUCAGCUGUUGACAUUACAUUGCAGAUACUGCAACAUUGAGUCUGUUUGUGUUUGAAACACUGGAACAGUCUGCAAAGGUUACUCUGUUGCAGUAUUACAUCAUGCAUUUUCUCCCUACCUAGGUAGUCAUGAACACUUUAAACUUUUGCCACACAACUUGAAGGGAUCAGCACUGUACUAAAAAUUACAUUUAAUCUUCCUGCUGACCUUUUUCCAAAGCAUGCUGCAGUAUUUUAGUGUUUCAGUUCAGAAUGUCCCUCAGUGUGAAAUCAACUUGUAGAGACUUGACUUCUUGUUUGAGAUAUGGAAUAAAAUAUGGAGUCAUAGUGAUGACAGUGAUUUGAUGGUCACUGUUUUAAGCUUCCACAAGUUGAUUUUCUUCUGCUUUAUAAAAUAUAUACUAGUAAUGUGAGGAAAUAGAAUUGGCUAAAAUAUGCAAAAACAUGAGAGGAGUGUAAUCCUUUAGAAUUCCUGCUAUGUUACAUUCAGGGACUCAUGGAUAAUUUCCUUUUGCACAGCUGGCCCUGACCCAGUAUCUACAUGUCACACUGAGCGGUUCAAUGGCUGGUUUGUGCUCUCUGUGUGGCAUGCUGACGGAGGAGCCUCAGAUUUUACAUAUUCUCAUGUUGAACACGGGCUUGAAAACCUGUGUCCUCCAGUAACUGACCAGUGGUUCCACUCUUAUGCCUUGGAGUCAGUCUUGGACUAUGAACUGGGGAUGCAGCUGUGUCUACAUGGUUAAUGUUCAGUUGGUGCACAAUUUGUUGCAAACAGUUAUUGGGCACAAUUAAAGUAAGGAGCACAAACCAGCCUCUAAGGAACAUUUAUCGCAUGUAUUUAUCACCACUGAUGUUUUCAAAGCUGACCGCACUGUUUUACAUUUUUCAGUGUUUGUCCUACUAUGCAGGCAGUCAUCUGUCAGUUAUCUGUUGUGCGAUAACAAUAUUUACAUAUUGCACAUUUCACUUCCCUGUAUGUUGAUUUUCAUAGUAUACAGUCAGCAAGCACAGUAAAUGGAAAGCUGUGUUAAAACGAUUACACUAACGAUUACACAGCAUAAAGUUAGCAGUUCUAUGUAGCCUCAUGAUACUGAAUACGACAUGCAACAACACAGGUGUGGUCCUGUAAGAGUUGAAUGAUUAACAGAUCAACUUUCCCAUUCAAAGUCUGCUGUUUUCUACAUACUCUGUUUCCAGUGUUUCCUGGGAGGAUGUUCAGUUAGCUUGUAAAUAUGAAGCUUUUCCAUGCAGUUACUGUGCUUUAUUUACACCAGUGUUUCCACCCAGAAAUAUUUUCACGGUUCUAAUGAAAACAACUUCUUGCUGUUUCCAUUAUGAAGUUUAUGUUGUCCACUGGUAUGCUCCCACCAAGGACUUAUGUUUGUUCAAAACUGGACAAAAGAAAGAUAAUCAGCAUUUAGAUUUUUCAAAUUGAAUAUUCCCAGAUUUGAUCUAUACAUACUGAUAAUAUAUGGCAUGUACUUCAUAGUAGGUCAAAGUAUACUUUUAUUGCAAUUAAUAUACCAGAAAUUAAUGUACUGCAUCAUUUUAUACUAGAAGGAAAUUAAGUAAUAUGUGUUGGCAGAUGAUGGAUGACAAUCGAAUUUUGACUCUGUCACUGGCAGUUAAACUUCAGAUCUUCCUUGAGCUGGCUAAUUCAGUCAUUCAUUUAGUUUCCACUGUGAACACACUACAUAUUCAAAACCUGCUUGGAAUUAUGGGACAAAGCUUGUGUUUGUGGGUCUGGGUAAAAUCAGCAGAACUUAAGCCAUUCAAAUUUCCCAUUUUAACAUAUCCAUUCCUGAAGUGUCCUAUAUCUCUGUCGACUUUAAGCACCACAGGGAAAUCAACUGGGUUGUAACAACUUUGAACAGGUUUCAAAUUGUAUUCAGCAAACUAAAUGAAUGCAAAUCGGUGGAUGUCUGGCAGGAAAACAGAUUCAAAAUCUAAAAACUGUUUGGAAAAUAAUUGGCAGUUAUUUCAAGUCUACAUGGUUUAUUGUUAAGGUAAUAAAAUGAGCAUUGCUUUAGUGAAACAGUAUUUUAUUACAUAUUAAAGCUCCUACACUCCCACGGUGCACCUGCACUGGUAUUUUCACUGGUGUUGCCUGAUUAGCGCUCCUCUCAGGACUGUGUGGGCGUCUUCACUCUCUUGUUGGAUAUGUUCCACCUGUUUAGGCUGGGAAACCUUAAAGCUUUAUCAUUCUGAUCAGUACCUGUGCAGUAGUUAGAUGACCUCAUGUGAUUCCCAGCAUAGCACCUCAUUAACCUGUAAUGAGGUCUAAUUGACCAGAAGAACUGAAAACACCUGUAUGGGUGUGUUCAGUUUUUCUACUUGGGGCCUUGUACUUGAUGAGCUGUGUUACGGCAGUCUUCUUCACAACCUCACGAACAAAACUGUCUCUGUGAUGCUGUUGGGAAUGCGGGCAGAUUUCAGUGGCAAGUUUUUUACGUUUAUAGCACUGUUUUUAACUCUGACACACAAUGAAAAACUACUCUAUACUUACAUGUACAUUUUUACAGUAGAUGAAAGAGUAUUAAUUUUGUACAAAAAGGUCAGGUUUUAAAUGAAUUCAUUUAAUACUGAUGAAUAUUGGUCAUGGAUCUCUGACAUGUGCGUUUCUGUCCUGAGUUCAACAUGUUCUUUAAGCUGCUGUUGGGAAGAUGCAGCCAAUGAACCAGAUGAGCAUCAUCAACGCUUUAACGUAUGCCUUCCUUUAGUUGUUUUCACAAAGAAAUAUAAUUCUGGUGAUGACGUUAUGAGUUGAUUGGCUCAUAGCUGAGUGCCACAGUUUUUUUCAAAAAAAACCCCAACCCAAAGUACUGGAGCCAUGGCUUUCCUCACUAGAUUUCCAUUGCAGUUUUCCCCAAAAGAGUUUCAAUAUACUGUAUGUAGCAGCUAUAUAUACAUAUGCCGAAAAUUGUUUCACAGUUUUAUCUCAACAAUGGAUUUUGAAGAUGUUAUGUUUGUUUUGUAUUUAUACUUGCAUUGUGGUUGAAAUGUGGUAAAAGUGUGUGGAUUUGUGGAGAAUACUUUGUUAAAUUGAGUGCAUAUCACAAGUCUUAGUUCACUACAGUGUACAAACUCUGUGGAAAAUCUUUCAUGGGAACACUGGUCUUGGACAAAUUUCAUAUCUCAGAUGGAGUUUCUAUUUCAUCAUGGAUACAUUUUUUUUUUUAACAAAAACUCACUCCCUUGAUGUUGUAAGUUCUCCCUCAGAGUGAAGCAUCACAUAUCUUUCCAAACACACCACAAGAAGUAAGUAAUCAUAUACUGUCAUGAUCCUGUCGAGUUUAAAGGUGAAAACAUACACAACCAAACUCUUCAUAUGCUGAGUACAGAGUUGAGAGCACACACACUAUUUUUUGUAAAAUAAGA
Thunnus maccoyii (southern bluefin tuna) is the source of this 9092-nucleotide messenger RNA. RefSeq names its product glycine receptor, alpha 3 (gene glra3). Gene Ontology annotation, molecular function: glycine binding; transmitter-gated monoatomic ion channel activity; transmembrane signaling receptor activity. Gene Ontology annotation, biological process: regulation of membrane potential; signal transduction; chemical synaptic transmission. Gene Ontology annotation, cellular component: plasma membrane; synapse; neuron projection. The record is from RefSeq and is a predicted model, not a curated record. The transcript has 10 exons. Bases 282 to 1814 code for a protein of 510 amino acids. NCBI's taxonomy places the organism in Eukaryota, Metazoa, Chordata, Actinopteri, Scombriformes, Scombridae.